Molecule: messenger RNA, 942 nt
Organism: Cydia splendana
Lineage: Eukaryota; Metazoa; Arthropoda; Insecta; Lepidoptera; Tortricidae
Product: gastrula zinc finger protein XlCGF26.1-like
Exons: 6
Coding region: 1-714 (237 amino acids)
Biological process (GO): regulation of transcription by RNA polymerase II
Cellular component (GO): chromosome
Molecular function (GO): chromatin insulator sequence binding
Source: RefSeq, a predicted model, not a curated record
AUGGGCUCGUUCCACGCGCUGACCGUGCACAACAGACGCAAGCACGUCGUUGACACCAGCGAGCGGAACUACUGCGUCGAGUGCGACCUGCAGUUCACGAACAGGUGCAUACAGUGCGGUACACGAGCGGAACUACUGCGUCGAGUGCGACCUGCAGUUCACGAACAGGUGCAUACAGUGCGGUACAGUAGGUUCACACGCGCGACACACGCAGCCCUGCGACAUGGGCUGACCGUGCACAACAGACGCAAGCACGUCGUCGACACCAGCGAGCGGAACUACUGCGUCGAGUGCGACCUGCAGUUCACGAACAGUUUGCUGUACAAUGAACACGUGAAACGGAGCACGAAACACCGCAUUAAACCCAGAGUGCCGUGCCCAUCGUGCGACAAGACGUACAGCAAGCGGUGCUACAUGAUGAACCAUUUCAAUCUGGAGCACCUCAAGGAGAGCAAGUUCGUCUGCCCCGUCUGCGACAGGAGAUUCCUCAACGGGUUCCGUCUGCGGUACCACCUGAAGUAUUAUCACGAGAAGGCGCCCAAGCCCAAGAAUCACAUAUGCAGUUACUGCGGCAGGGGCUUCAACACUCGUCGCAUCCUGGACAACCACAUCCGCACGCACACGGGCGAGCGGCCGUUCGCGUGCGCGCGCUGCUCCGCGGCGUUCGCGCAGGCCACCGCGCUCAAGACGCACGAGCGGUCCGCGCACAAAUGAACGCACAAGCAGAGCGAGAUCAUCAUAGGAGCCCAGUCAGGGGGGUGUCAGUACGCAGUUUAGGUACAUUUGGCCGGCGGGCCGCUCGGGCCGGCGUAUGGCAGUGGGCGCCGCUCGACCGCACGAUAGUCGUGUCACGUGGCGCUCGCGCAAACAAGAUUCACGGUUCGUGCGCGGUUAUAAGAUUCAAUUUUGUUGCAGGCGGCGAGUAUAGGUAUUAUUUUAUAC